Mytilus californianus (California mussel) is the source of this 2286-nucleotide messenger RNA. RefSeq names its product triadin-like. NCBI's taxonomy places the organism in Eukaryota, Metazoa, Mollusca, Bivalvia, Mytilida, Mytilidae. The record is from RefSeq and is a predicted model, not a curated record. Bases 297 to 2063 code for a protein of 588 amino acids. The transcript has 2 exons. Gene Ontology annotation, molecular function: protein serine/threonine kinase activity; ATP binding. Gene Ontology annotation, biological process: protein phosphorylation.
AUGAACUUGACUAUGUUAAAUUCACUAAUAUCUCCACCCGCGCAAGUUUACCUAUGAAAACUCACCUGUGACGAAGGAAUGUGACACAUGGCCAGGAUUAAUGUAUAAACAAAGUAAAUUGUUUUCAUUAUUUUCUAUGAAACACGUGGUAUCCAUAAAUGGGACAGAAAUAUCUACUUUUACUUUGCACAUGAGCUGAUUGUAUACCUCAUCGCACAUUUCACGCGUUUUAACCACGACAAUAUAUGAACGUAAUGUAGUACAGAUAUGUGUAUAAGUGAAAUUGUUCAAAGGUAAUGGGCAUAUUUGAUAUAGUUCACUUUACUGAGGCAUCGUUGGAGAAUAAAGACGACGAACCCUCGGUAUGGGCUUGCUUUGGGUUUUAUCCCAAAGAUAUAACGUACACACAACUUGUUUAUGAUGCUGUUAUGUAUGGUGAACAUUUAAACAAACCAAAGAAAGCAAUUGUUAAAUUCAGGAGAUUCAGAGCAGGAACGGAGCAGUUCUGGGAGUCUCGUUUAGAUUCAAAUACUCAUGCUGCUGGUGUAGCUAGUGCUUUUACAGAUAAAACUGGGGCUGGAAAAAUCACGUUUGUUCAGCAAUAUCUUGCCCCUUUAAAAGGAUAUUCUCGUUGGGAUAAAUUUUGUCGGAGUAUGAAACAGUACGAUUUUCGCGAUUUUAAAAAAGAUGAAAUAGUGCUAAUUGAACCUUUACUUUCGGAUACAAUGGUUUUCUUCGAAGGAGAUAUCAUUUUAGAUGCCUUUUCUCAUUUUUCAUUUAUAGAAGGAAAUCAUCAGUCUGUUAUCGCCAUAUUCAAAGGUGUAAAAAGCGGCAACGAAUACCACUUACUAACUCCCAAAAUAUUACAGAAACAGAAGGAAAUUAAUGAAUUUUUCGACGACCAUGUUUGUAAUGAUUUGUGCGUUGGCUGGAGCAAGCCUGAUGUCAAGAUUACCACAGAAACACCAUUAUUUGAUAUCCAUGUACCUAGCGAGCAUUUAAAACUACAACGACAAACAUCUGUACGAGUUCAAGAACCCGGUGAACACACUUCACAGAUUAAAAUUCCACACCGGUCACCUGGAAUUUUGAGAAAUCCAUCAGCUCCACCACAGGAACAAUCGUCGGCAUCUUCAUCGAAGAAAAAAGUGACCACUAUUAUGCAUGCCGUUUAUGUUCAUGAAGAUCCAAAACAGGAUGAAAGAGGAAGGAGGGGGUCAGUACAUAAACAUGAUGAAAAAGUGAGACGAGGUUCGCUUAAAAAACACGACGAAAAAGAGAGGCACGGGUCAGUUAAACGAUCAAGUGUACCAUAUAUUGACAAUGCCAUCCGAAAGGAUCGAUCUGAUUCACAUGUUCAUGUUUUAAAACGGACUAACACUGAACAUAGUUCACCAAGUACAAAGAAUAGACCGAUCAGAGUUCAAACUAUGGUCGUUCAAAAUGUGAGGAUGCCAAAAAAGAUGAACGCACAAUCGACAGAAAAACCGGAAAUCAAGCCGAAACCGGAAAUCAAACAAAAACCCGAAGUGAAACCAAAGCCUGAAAUCAAACCAAAACCAAAAUUAAAGAAACAAGAAAGGAUAGACAAUGAAAAUGAUACCGACGAUAAAUAUGGUGUUCAAAAGAUGGCCGUUCAAGAUGAGCUGAGGUUGCGUUUGUCCAAAAUAGCGGUUAAAGAGAAACAAGACCCUAAGUUAAAAUUACAUGAAAAACCUGUUCAGGAAAGUAACAGUGUACAAUAUCUACCCGAUAGAUUACCUAAAGUUGUGAACAAAGAGCAAAUGUUUCCAAUAUCAAAUCUGAGAGAAAGGUCAACUGAACAAAUAAACGAUACACCUGAAAGUCAACCUGAAAAAGUAAUUUUAGUACCUCAUUUAGAUAAGAAUGAAUCAGAAAAACUUUCAGACACACAAGAACUCCCUAACACUUCAUUGCGGGAAUCUAGCAUAUAUUCAUCCGGCAUUGCAGCAGCGGAAUCUCCGAAAUGUAAUGACAGUGUCAGUGAAAAGAAAGUUAAGUCAAAAAAAUCUUUGCGGAAACAAGCUACAAUAGCCUCGUAAUAGAUAAAAUAAUAUAUUUUACAUACCAGUAUUAUUUAGUUACAAUAUGCAUUUGUUUUUUAUUAUUAUUAUUACACCUCUGUUUGUCUGUCAUAAUAUGUUAAUGUCUUCCAAACUUGUAACGUCUUUGUUCAAAUGCGAUUUAAUUGUUGCGUAAUAUUUUCUGCGAAAUUCUUAUUAAACCAGGGUUUUCAAACGGAUAAUGGAGACCUGCAUAUUGUUA